Messenger RNA from Frieseomelitta varia, 936 nucleotides. RefSeq names its product elongation of very long chain fatty acids protein 1-like. Gene Ontology annotation, biological process: very long-chain fatty acid biosynthetic process; fatty acid elongation, monounsaturated fatty acid; fatty acid elongation, polyunsaturated fatty acid. Lineage: Eukaryota; Metazoa; Arthropoda; Insecta; Hymenoptera; Apidae. Gene Ontology annotation, molecular function: fatty acid elongase activity. The record is from RefSeq and is a predicted model, not a curated record. Bases 137 to 820 code for a protein of 227 amino acids. The transcript is spliced from 4 exons. Gene Ontology annotation, cellular component: endoplasmic reticulum membrane.
GUGUGUGUCUAUAUAGGAGAGAAAAUUUAUACACCACGAUUUCAAUCAAACUCGAACGUUUGUACGAUUUGUGUUCCAUUCGUGAAAUUUCUUAUCGCGAUCAACGUACAUAUAUCCAAUUGUCAAAGAACAGACUAUGGAACAGUCGGCAGGCUCGAGCGGUUGCUUCUUUUUACAAAAUCCUGCGAUCAUCAUACUCGUUUUUACGUUUGCAUACGUGUACUUUGUUUUGCGAUGCGGUCAAAAGUGUAUGAGAGAUAAGUCGGCAUAUACUCUCCACACGUUCACCAGAUGUUACAACAUUUUUCAAAUCGUGUCAAAUGGAUUGUUCGCGUAUCAUAUACUCAAGCACGGACUUCACCAAUUCUUGUUACCUGGCUGUGAUGUACCCGAUUCCAGCGUUCCUCUUUUGGCACAGACGAAAACCAUCGAAUGGUGCAUAUUGUGCUCGAAAUUUGUUGAUUACAUCGAAACGAUCAUAUUGCUGCUCGAAAAGAGGCAACAUGAAAUCACGUUGUUGCACUUGUAUCGCCGUAUUUCCGCGCCAUGGAUAACUUGGUUCACCAUGAAGUAUUUCAUCGUUGGAUCGUCCCUGACGUUUACGUUACUCAAUUGCUCAGUGCAUGCGAUGAAGUAUACAUCCAAUCUUCUUUCAUCGUUUGAGCCGCUGUCAAACUCGUUGAUCACUAUCGUAGAAAUGGCGCAGCUGUCUAUUUCAAUAUUGUACGCGCUACAAAGUUUCUUCCUCGGCUGUUCUAUAUCAGUACUUAGAACCUCUGUAAUACUGGCUGACCUAUUGAUCAACCUCGUUUCUUUGUAACUUUUACAAGUAACUAAAAUUAUUAACAAUUGUAAGUAGACGUUAUUCAAGAAAUUAAAUAUCACUGGUGAAAUUGACAAUUAAAAAAUUACCUAGCAAAGCUCUGUCAUUCUACA